AAGGCGGCAACUGUACUACUGACAAGAAGCCAGCAGUUAAGAGCGCCAGUGUCAAUAUAGCCACGAACCUGGUCUAAAAACUGGCCCAACUAACGCAAUUGCCAAGUUGACACAGCCGCCGCCAUAGCAAGUCAACAACGCGAAUUCGAACAUAGCAUUCGAAAAGGGCGUGUGUACACUUGCGAGAGCGCCAGCACCUUACUUCUCGUGCAGUCGAAAACGUACAACUAAUAGCUCUUUACCAAGCGCUCAAUAAACGCCUUGAAUAUUGACUACUUACUAGCUUCAGCACAGCACUGCUUGGACGCCAAAGUUGUUGGCGCUUGACAUUCGGUGUACGCAGUUCGUAUUGUACGGUAUACUAAGCGCAUAAACUAAGUCAUAACGGUUGUAAAGAGCAGUAUUGAUGAGUGUUGCAUUGGCUUGGAGAAAAUUUGUAAAUAAACAUAACUCGUGAAGGAGUUUAUUUUCGAACGAAAAACAAAAACUAACGCGUGAAACACAAACACACAACCGAAAACGCUGACGUAGUCAAAAUAAAAGUGCGCGCGCGGUGGUGUUGUAUAUUUUUUUUUAACAAAAAAAUAAAUUUAUAGUGAAAAAUAUUUUUCUGUAAAAAAUUAUUAUAACAAGUUUUAGAAAAUAACGCUAAGUGCACUGUUUAAAGUUUAUUUCAAAUUCGGUGUUAAACAGCCAGUACAUACUAAAUUUUGUUGACUAACCAGUACAACAACUAGCAGUCACGCUAAUUAUAGCGCACUUGUACAAGCAUAACAACAACAUAAAACACACACCCAUUGUGUUCAAGCCGUACUCACAACGAAAAUUUUCUAAAAAAAAAAAAUUUCGGUUUCAAGUUGCUUUGUGACACAGAAAAGCAUUCAAUUAUAACGAAAAAUCCCUAAAAAAAACAAAAACAAACGCUGUCAAAAUGAGCUAUCUGCGUUCAAUAGAAAUCUCACGCGUAGAGAUGACGCCGGCGGAAGACUCCACCUACACGACAAGUAGCGGUUCGAAGCGUGCGAGCUAUUCGUUAAUGGGCAUCAAGUUGCUUGAACUGGCGCUGGUCAUCACUUGCAUCGGACUCAUCGAUGAGCCAUCCACACACUCACAUCUGCGCAUUUUCAUAACGCCGCGCGUUGUCGCCCUCUGCUAUGUAACCUUUGGCAGCCUCAUCAUUUAUACUUCAAUUUACUUAAUUAUGGCAUUGUUCGGCGAUGUUACAUCUUGGCGCACAUCCACGCUGUGGUCCAUCAUUGGCUUCAUACUGCUCGUUGCUGUGACGGCGCUACUCUUCCGCGAUUGGUCCACCACAAAAGAGCGCAAUUAUUGGCAUCCGAAUAUGCAACGUCUUGACCUAGUGUUGGCCGCUGCUGCGGUCUCAUUGGUAACGACACUUAUUUAUUUGGUGGAUUUGUUGGCUACAAUACGUUUUGGGGUUAGUGGUGAACUGGAAUAAACGAUUUAUGAUCAGCGACUAUCGAGAGUACACCUGCGUUAGAGGAAUCAUCGACGUCUUCUGGCUAAGAACCAACACGAAUGCUGUAACAUUUACAGAAAAUCGCUGCAAAUUUGUUUAUAAUACUUUUUAUUAAUAAUUUUUACAAAAAUAAUCGCAAUAUUAUAAUUUUCAAUGCAUAGAAUUAAGCUCAAAUUAACAAUUCGUUGGUGUUUAUAUACUUAUAAAUAGAAACAUAAAUAUAAAGCUAAGCGCAAUCGAAUAUUUAAUAUGCCAUGAGAAAUUCGCAUUUCUUUGAAUGUACAAAAACACAAUUAAAAUAUUUAAUAUUGAAUAAGAGCGUAAAUUGUUGACGAGACACAGUUUUGUUCAAAACGAUUUUCUUACAAACUAACUGUAAAAGUUGAAUAUAUAAUUUUUUAAUAAAACAAUAAUUAUACAUAACCAA
Molecule: messenger RNA, 1907 nt
Organism: Bactrocera oleae (olive fruit fly)
Lineage: Eukaryota; Metazoa; Arthropoda; Insecta; Diptera; Tephritidae
Biological process (GO): septate junction assembly
Cellular component (GO): plasma membrane
Source: RefSeq, a predicted model, not a curated record